Messenger RNA from Linum trigynum, 831 nucleotides. The record is from the annotation of a GenBank genome assembly. Lineage: Eukaryota; Viridiplantae; Streptophyta; Magnoliopsida; Malpighiales; Linaceae.
AUGGCGAUCCAACCUCCUCCAAUUUCCCUUUUCCCUUCUCGUUCUCAUUCUCUCCUUAACAACAACAGCAGGGACUUAUUCAAAUCCGUUCAAGGAAAUGAUAUCCCCAUGUACCAACCAGUCGUCGAUUGCGAUCCCGUUCCCGCCAAGACCACCUCCGUUACCAUUACUAACAACAACUCGGAAAUUGGACUCACUUCCAGGCAUAUCGUGAUGAAUCCCCCACUCGCCUCUAGGAAGAGUCACUACAGGUGCAGGGACCCUUCCGCUGAGUUAAUCGGCUCUUACAAGGGGGUCUCUCAUCAGAAGACCAAAUUCUCCGGCCUCUCGUCCUCAACGGGCAACAAAGACAUCAUCAGCUUAGAGACUCAACAAGAGCCAUCCCAAUUCCGCCGCUUCAUCGUUGAACCGACGCUGAGAAUGAGGAUAGAAUUAGAAGAGAGGCAGAGGAGGCAAUCUAGAAUGAUGGUGGAAGCGAUACAGGAAGGGAUUGUGAAGCGAUUGAGGGAGAAAGACGACGAGAUUCAGAGGCUGGGGAAGCGGAACUGUGAUCUCCAAGAGAAAGUCAGAAGCCUGUGUGUCGAGAAUCAAAUUUGGAGGAGUGUGGCGCAGACCAAUGAGGCAACGGCGAAUUUGCUUCGGAGCAAUCUGGAACAGGUCCUGGAGCAUGUUGGCAAGCACAAGCUGCAGGGGAACAAGGGAGGCGAGACCGUUGCGAUAUUGGCUGACGCUGAGUCGAGCUGUGGGAGUAACGACCAGGGAGUCGAGGAAGAGUUGAAGCUAAAGGUGGCGGUGAAGGAAAAGGGUUUUGUUGGGGCGAAUGAUAUAUAA